Molecule: messenger RNA, 2019 nt
Organism: Podarcis muralis (Common wall lizard)
Lineage: Eukaryota; Metazoa; Chordata; Lepidosauria; Squamata; Lacertidae
Gene: APEX1
Product: apurinic/apyrimidinic endodeoxyribonuclease 1
Biological process (GO): base-excision repair
Cellular component (GO): nucleus
Molecular function (GO): DNA binding; phosphoric diester hydrolase activity; DNA-(apurinic or apyrimidinic site) endonuclease activity
Source: RefSeq, a predicted model, not a curated record
ACGUGAUACAAAUCCACUCCACGUGCUGCUCUCCCGGGCUCUCCAUUCUCCUGGCGCGCGUGCGAGCUCUGCAGUCUCCGCCUUUGUCUCUGGGGAGCGGAGGGAUUCUGGUGCGGGAACAACGUUGCUGUUCAAUAGCCUGCUUUGGGCAAGGUUGCGCUGCCAGCUGCCUAGGGUAGGAUCCAGUUGGGCACCUAAGAUGCCAAAACGGGGCAAGAAGAAGGAAGGUGAAGCCCUUCCUGAGGAGAAGGAGACAGUGGCAGAACCAGAGCCUAAGAAGGCUAAGAAAGGUGGGGCGAAAGCUGAGAAGGAGGCCGAUGGUCCAAUCCUGUACCAAGACCCCCCUGACAAACUCACCUCACCCAGUGGCAAGAAAUACACCUUGAAGGUCACCUCCUGGAAUGUUGACGGGAUCCGAGCCUGGUUUAAGAAGAAGGGGCUGGAGUGGGUGUGUGAGGAGAAGCCGGACAUACUCUGCCUCCAAGAGACGAAAUGCGCAGAAAAACAGCUGCCGGCCGAGAUCCGGGAUCUGGCCGACUAUCCCCACAAGUACUGGGCCUGCUCUGAUGACAAGGAAGGCUACAGUGGGGUGGCCCUCCUCUCCAAGGCCAAGCCUGUCGAUGUCACCUACGGUAUCGGCGAGGAGGAGCAUGACAAGGAAGGCCGGGUGAUCACGGCUGAGUUCCCCUCCUAUUUCCUGGUGACGGCCUACGUUCCCAAUGCAGGCCGGGGCCUGGUGCGACUGGAGUACCGCCAGCGCUGGGACGUGGCCUUCCGCUCCUACCUGCAAGGCCUGGCUGCCCGCAAGCCCCUCGUCCUCUGCGGGGACCUCAACGUGGCCCACCAGGAGAUCGACCUGAAGAACCCCAAGGGCAACAAGAAGAACGCCGGCUUCACCCCCGAGGAGCGGGAGGGUUUCGGCAAGCUGCUGGAGGCCGGCUUUGCCGACACGUUCCGCCACCUCUACCCCGACACCCCCUACGCCUACACCUUCUGGACCUACAUGAUGAACGCCCGGGCCAAGAACGUGGGCUGGCGGCUCGACUACUUUGUGGUCUCCAAAGACCUGCUGGAGAACGUCUGCGACAGCAAGAUCCGAUCCACGGCCUUGGGGAGCGACCACUGCCCCAUCACCCUGUACCUGGCUGUGUGAUGGAGAGUCAAGGGGAUGGAGGGCGGUUACUAACAUGGGUCCUCUGAUAAUUGCAGCUUGAGCCGAGAGGUGGAUAGAGAGACCCAGCCCUAGAAAGUCCUGCUUGUGGGAUUUGAGAUCAUGUUCUUUCAGUAUGCCAGGGGUCGCCAACAUGGUGCCAUCCAGAUGUCUUGCUCUUGGGAAGUGCAAUCCACAACAUCUAGAGAGCAUUAUGGUGGCAAACUCUGGCCUAUGUUCAUGCCCACUCUUCUCUAGUGGGGGCUUCAAAUUUCUUUGUUCACAGCAAGGUAUCUGCACUGGGUUGCCUGCUCCUGAUCGGGGAGACUGCCUCUUUUGCAAUUCCGCCUCUCCCCCAAGGAUGGUUUUGGGCUUGUGAAAUGGUGUAGUGCGCUGGGGGAAUCCAGUGCUGCAGAAGUUCAUGCACCUUUUCCCUCCCCCCUCCCCCUGCAAGUCAGCAGGGUACCGUUUUCCACUCUAGAGCAGAUGGGAGGGAAGAGGCGGGAGAUGCAGGAUAAGCCAUAUGGUGUCUUUCUGACUCAGGGCUGUUAAAUGUGAGGUUGGUAUCGCCAGUUCAGCAGCUGGCAACCCUUGUGUGAUGUGGUUCUCGAAAGUGGAAGUUUCUCUGGUAUUUAGGAAAAGCUGGAGUUUUCUCUCCGUCAACCUAACACUGUUUUCCAUCUCCUUUGGCCUCUAACUGUCCAUCCUCCCUCCCUUAUUUUUCUACCUAGCAGCUACCUGUUUUCUCCUUACAAAAGGCUGCCCCCCUCCUCUAGGCAGCAAUGGUGCUCCGAGACAAAAGAUUUAACUCUUCUGGAAAAAGUGUAUUAAACUUUCCUUUAUAUAUAUAUAAAAUGUGAAUUUCUACA